Canariomyces notabilis is the source of this 3435-nucleotide messenger RNA. RefSeq lists its product as uncharacterized. Gene Ontology annotation, molecular function: chromatin binding; transcription factor binding; oxidoreductase activity. The record is from RefSeq and is a predicted model, not a curated record. The transcript has 2 exons. The coding region runs from base 1 to 3435 and encodes 1144 amino acids. Lineage: Eukaryota; Fungi; Ascomycota; Sordariomycetes; Sordariales; Chaetomiaceae. Gene Ontology annotation, biological process: negative regulation of transcription by RNA polymerase II; positive regulation of transcription by RNA polymerase II.
AUGGGAACUUCUCUGCGAUCCCGCACCAGACAAUCUAGUGGUUUGAGAAAGGGACCUCUGAAAAGCGCCAGAGAAGUCGACUCACGACGCUCCACACACAACACCUCCCUCGCCAGUUCUGCCAAGCCCCCGUCACCUGCCUUCAGCACCUUACCCGAGCAAGAAGCCACUUUGCGAACGGCACGGCACGAUUCGGCCGGCACCGGGUCAGAGGACAUCGCCCCCGAGAUUGUCGUCUGGACUGAAGACAUGGACAGCAUGAUGGUGGACUCCUCUGAAACCCCCGCGUCGGCUACUUCGGCACACGAGGACAAGACCACAUCAUCACCAUCCAUACCCGACCCUCUCGUGCAACAGCCGCCGUCGUUUCCACCAUCCGAAACCCCGCCAACUCCGCUGCAAGAAGGGGAUGCAGUAGAUAAACAAUCAUCUCUUUCCUCAUCAUUGUCAGCCCUGUCGGACCAGUCUGAUCUCUCAUCCUUGCCGCCAUCAGGCUCGAGCAAGGCUACUACCCCUGUUGACGUCGAUAGCUCAAGGGAGGCACCCAUUCCCAGGGUUGACCGACUCACCCAGCCUAGUACUGCCCCGAGACGACGAUACGAUGUCCGACCCAAGGUUUCAAUACCCAGUGAUUUGCCCCUCUCCGAGUAUGCGAUGCAAUGCGUGGCCGGUGCAGAGGCCUCGAGGCUCAAUCCUUACUCGCUUCACCAGGAGGAGUAUCUGAUGCUUCGUGACCACAUAAGCCACGCUCAAGUGACGACCUAUUUAAACAUCCGGAACGGCAUCCUCCGGUUAUGGGUCCGAAACCCACAGAUUGCCGUCACUCGUGAGGAGGCCGUGGGCUGCGCUAAAGAUUCGAGGUGGUUCGACGUUGCGAGUGUGUGUUUUGAUUGGCUUGUCCGCCGCGGCUACAUCAACUUUGGAUGUGUUGAGAUACGGUCGCCACGGAAAAAUGCCGACAGAGAAUCGCCUUCGGGGCGAAGGAGGAGAACUGUCGUUGUCCUCGGUGCGGGCAUGGCUGGUCUCGGCUGUGCGAGGCAGCUCGAGGGGCUGUUUAUGCAGUACGCCAAGAAGUUUCGUAGUAUGGGUGAAGAACCACCUCGGGUAGUUGUUCUCGAAGGCAGAAACCGGAUUGGUGGCAGGGUUUACUCUCGGUCCUUCAGGACGCGGCCUAAGAAUGUCCCUGCUCAGUUCGAGGGAAAGAGGUUCACCGCAGAGAUGGGGGGCAUGAUAAUAACUGGAUUCGAUAGGGGAAACCCUUUGAACAUCCUCCUCAGGGGCCAACUGGGCCUCGCCUACCAUCCACUACGACCAGACACUACGCUCUACGAUUCGAAUGGCAAGCCGGUGGAUCUAGAACGGGACCAGCUUGUGGAGAAGCUCUACAAUGAUUGUCUUGACCGAGUUAGCGAGUACAAAUUCAAGCAACCAACGUCCAAACUGAUUGAGGGCAACAAAGACUUGAUCGACGAGGGCAAGGACAGCUCUGCUGAAACACACAAAACAAUACGCCAAGCCGAAGAGUCGGCCGCAGCGCAGCCGUAUGCAGCGCCCGUAUCGGAGCAGAACAUCGCACCCCAGGUGAAUCUUGUGCCGGUCUCAUCCGAUCGAGCCACAGGCAGGAUACAUACCGAGCCGGGCACGCCAGGAGCUUUGAAGGCUGCACAUAAGGCGAAAAUGAUGGGAUGGGCGCUAAAGCAAGGGGUUAGCGACGACGCUGAUUUGGAUAUCGAGCCAUCAACGAAGGAGCCUGGCGCGACUCUUGGAAGCGUCACGGACAGGGUUAUUGCUCAGUAUCGGGACCUCUUAGAUCUUACCGCACAGGAUUUCAGACUCAUGAAUUGGCACAUUGCCAACCUAGAGUAUAGCAAUGCCACGAACUACCAUCAACUGAGUCUCCAAGGGUGGGAUAUCGACGCCGGAAACGAGUGGGAGGGCAGCCACAGCAUGGUCAUCGGCGGAUACCAGAGCGUGCCAAGGGGGCUCAUGCACCUACCCACGCCCUUGGACGUGAGGCAGAAGUCCCCAGCCAGCAGAAUUACAUACACCGCUGGGAGUCCGGCAGGUUCGGCAACCGUCCAGUGCGAAGAUGGCUUCACCAUACAAGCAGACUAUGUCGUCAACACAAUACCAUUAGGCGUGUUGAAGCACGGAAAUGUCAGCUUUGAGCCGCCACUGCCGGAUUGGAAAUCCGAUGCCAUUAACCGUCUGGGCUUUGGAGUCUUGAACAAGGUGAUUCUCGUGUACAAGGAGCCAUUCUGGGACGAGGAUCGCGAUAUCUUUGGCGUCUUGCGGAACCCGCUCAACCGCCACAGCCUUGAACAAAAGGAUUACGCCUCACAGCGUGGACGCUUCUUCCAAUGGUUCAACGUCUCCAAGACCAGCGGCUUGCCCGUCCUCCUGGCGCUCAUGGCUGGCGACGCCGGCUACGACACGGAGCAGACGUGCAACGACGACCUGGUGGCCGAGGCAACCGAGAUCCUCCGCAGCGUCUUCGGCCCCAGGGUCCCCCACCCGCUUGAAGCGGUCGUCACGCGCUGGGCCUCGGACAAGUUCGCGCGAGGCAGCUACUCAUCCGCGGGACCCGACAUGAAAGCCGACGACUACGACACCAUGGCGCGCCCCGUCGGGAAUCUCUUCUUUGCGGGCGAGCACACGUGUGGCACGCACCCGGCCACAGUCCACGGCGCAUACCUCUCCGGCCUCCGCGCCGCCUCCGAGGUGCUCGACGCCAUGCUCGGCCCCAUCGAGGUGCCCGUCCCCCUCAUCAUACCCAAGGAAUCCGCGCUCAAGCGCAAGGCGGCCCUCCUCGAAUCGGCUGCAAAGGAGGACCCCGUCCAGGCCCGCCUCGAUGCCCACGAGGCCGAGCUCUGGGACCACGUCGUGAGCCAGAUCGGCCCGCGUCCUCCCCUUCCCGCCAAGCCGGCCACCAACGCCUACAUCUUCUACAGCAAGGCCCACUACGAAGACGCGCGCAAGCGCCUCGAGGCCGGCCGGCGUCCCGGCGGCAAAGGCAAGCCGUCGGCCAACGAGGUGCGCGUCAUGAGCGCCAAGAUGUGGCGCGACGCCGGCGAGGAGGAGAGGAAACCCUACGUGGACAUGGCCGAGGAGCACAAGGCGGCGUAUGCGAAAGCCAUGGCCGAGUUCAAGGAGGCCGCGGCCGAGUGGGAUCGCAAGGCGGCCGAGCUCAGGGAGCGGUAUGAGAAGGACCAUCCUUGCGAGGUGGUCGGCGGCAAGGAUGCUGCUGCUGCUGCGGGGGAUGCUGCUACUGCCGAGGCGGGCGGUGCGGUAGCGGCGGAUGCGAUUGCGGCUGCGGCUGCCGCUGCCGCUGCUGGGAGGAGGAGUCGCAUGAAAGUGGAGAGUUAUGCUGAGGUUGAUAGUAGUGACGUUGAGAUGGAGGAGGCGCGGCCAGAUGCAGAGAAAAAGGGAGGGUGA